Messenger RNA from Sorex araneus (European shrew), 4730 nucleotides. It is a transcript of the gene MCM8, whose product is annotated as minichromosome maintenance 8 homologous recombination repair factor. Gene Ontology annotation, cellular component: MCM complex; nucleus. The transcript has 20 exons. Gene Ontology annotation, molecular function: ATP hydrolysis activity; single-stranded DNA binding; ATP binding. NCBI's taxonomy places the organism in Eukaryota, Metazoa, Chordata, Mammalia, Eulipotyphla, Soricidae. The record is from RefSeq and is a predicted model, not a curated record. Gene Ontology annotation, biological process: double-strand break repair via homologous recombination. Bases 289 to 2787 code for a protein of 832 amino acids.
GGCGUCACAGAGGCGCCAAAAUAGAACUUGGAACGGGGCUGGCGCCGGUGGCCGCGGCGGGAGACGGCGUCCCCGCCUCUGGGACUGACGGGGCUGCGCCCUGGGCCGGCGCGGCGGGAGGGCCGCGGCUGCUGAGGUCGCGCCUCUGACACCCGCGGGAGGUCGGGCGAGGGCGCCGGGGCUGCACCCAGCAGUGCCUGGAGCGCGCGGGCACCGCUUUGCAGUUAUAAAUUUCUGGAGAAUUCAUUUCUGUACCAUUUGCAGUCCUAAAGAGAAAAAAACAAAGACAUGAAUAGAGGGCAUAGAGGCAGAGGUUUCGGACGAGGAAGAUUUCAAAGCUGGAAAAGAGGAAGAGGUUCUGGGAACUUCUCAGGAAAAGACAGAGAAGGAGCACACGGGACUAACGUGAACAAAAGCACAGGAAAAUUAAGUUCUGAACAACCACCACAGUUUUUGCUUCAGUCAACAUUGGAUCCAUUCAUACCAUAUAAAGGCUGGAAACUUUAUUUCUCUGAAGUUUACAGUGAUAGCUCUCCUUUUAUCGAGAAGAUUCAAGCAUUUGAAAAAUUUUACACGAGGCAUAUUGACUUAUAUGAUAAGGAUGAAAUAGAAAGGAAGGGAAGUAUUUUGGUGGAUUUUAAGGAACUGACAAAAGACGAUGAAUUAACUAAAUUGAUACCAAAUAUAGCAGAUGAAUUAAGAGAUACACCCGAGAGCACCUUGGCUUGCAUGGGCCUGGCGAUACAUCAGGUAUUAACUAAGGACCUUGAAAGACAUGCAGCUGAAUUACAAGUCCAAGAGGGAUUAUCUAGAGAUGGGGAAACAAUAGUAAAUGUACCACGGAUUCAUGCAAGGGUCUACAACUAUGAGCCAUUGACAAAGCUCAAAAAUGUCCGAGCAAAUUCCUAUGGGAAGUACAUUGCCCUGAGGGGGACAGUGGUCCGAGUCAGUAACAUAAAGCCGCUGUGCACCAAGAUGGCUUUUCUGUGUGCUGCCUGUGGAGAUGUUCAGAGCUUUUCUCUUCAAGACGGAAAAUACAACCUUCCCACAAAGUGCCCUGUGCCCGUGUGCCGAGGGAAGUCUUUCACUGCUCUUCGAAACUCUCCCCUCACCGUGACAAUGGACUGGCAGUCAAUCAAAAUCCAGGAGCUGAUGUCUGAUGAUCAGCGAGAAGCCGGCCGCAUUCCACGAACAAUUGAAUGUGAGCUUGUUCAUGACCUUGUGGACAGCUGUGUGCCAGGAGACACGGUGACUGUUACGGGGGUCGUGAAAGUCUCAAAUACCGAAGAAGGUUCUCGAAAUAAGAAUGAUAAAUGCAUGUUCCUUUUGUACGUUGAAGCAAAUUCUGUUAGCAAUUGCAAAGGACAGAAAACAAAGGCUUCCGAGGAUUACUGUAAGCAUGGAACCUUGAUGGAAUUCUCACUCAAAGACCUUUAUGCCAUCCAGGAGAUCCAAGCUGAAGAAAACUUGUUUAAACUCAUUGUCAACUCACUUUGCCCUGUUAUUUUUGGUCAUGAACUUGUUAAAGCAGGUUUGGCAUUAGCACUUUUUGGAGGGAGCCAGAAGUUUGUCGAUGACAAAAACAGAAUUCCAAUUCGAGGGGAUCCACAUAUUCUUGUUGUUGGAGAUCCAGGCUUGGGAAAGAGUCAGAUGCUACAGGCAGUGUGCAAUGUUGCUCCUCGGGGUGUGUAUGUUUGUGGUAAUACCACGACCACCUCAGGUUUGACGGUGACUCUUUCAAAAGAUAGUUCUUCUGGAGAUUUUUCUUUAGAAGCUGGUGCCCUGGUACUUGGUGAUCAAGGUAUCUGUGGAAUCGAUGAAUUUGAUAAGAUGGGAAAUCAGCACCAAGCCUUGCUAGAAGCCAUGGAGCAGCAGAGUAUUAGUCUCGCGAAGGCUGGGAUGGUUUGUAGCCUCCCUGCGAGAACUUCCAUCAUCGCGGCUGCGAAUCCUGUCGGAGGACACUACAACAAAGCCAAAACCGUGUCUGAGAAUUUAAAAAUGGGGAGUGCCCUGCUAUCCAGGUUUGAUCUGGUCUUUAUCCUGUUAGACACUCCAAAUGAGGAUCAUGACCAUUUACUCUCUGAGCAUGUGAUAGCAAUGAGAGCUGGAAAGCAGAAAACGGUCAGCGGUGCCACAGUAACACGUACGAAUAGCCAAGGUUCAAAUACUUCCAUACUCGAAGUAUUUUCCGAUAAACCAUUGUCAGAAAGACUGAAGGUAGUUCCUGGAGAAGUUAUAGAUCCGAUUCCCCACCAACUACUGAGAAAGUACAUUGGUUAUGCUCGGCAGUAUGUCUAUCCAAGGAUAUCCAUGGAAGCUGCCAAAAUCCUUCAAGAAUUUUACCUUGAGCUCCGGAAACAGAGCCAGCGGUUAAACAGUUCACCAAUCACCACUCGGCAGCUGGAAUCUCUGAUUCGUUUAACAGAGGCACGAGCAAGGUUGGAAUUGAGAGAGGAAGCAACAAAAGAGGAUGCAGAAGAUAUAGUUGAGAUUAUGAAAUAUAGCAUGCUAGGAACUUACUCUGACGAAUUUGGGAAUCUAGAUUUUGAGCGAUCCCAACACGGUUCUGGAAUGAGCAACAGAUCAGCAGCAAAAAGAUUUGUUUCUGCUCUCAACACCAUUGCUGAAAGAACGUACAAUAACUUAUUUCAGUUUCAUCAACUUCGGCAGAUUGCCAGAGACUUGAACAUCCAGGUAGUUGAUUUUGAAAAUUUUAUUGGAUCACUCAAUGACCAAGGUUACCUCUUGAAAAAAGGUCCGAAGGUUUACCAGCUUCAAACACUGUAAGACUGUUCAAACCAAGCCAGGAAUGACCUCCUGUCCUGUGAGUGUUUUAAAGCCUUCUUGAUACUGACGAAAAUACAAGAAGGAAAAAAAAUACUCUUCUAUGAAAGGUAACAUGAAAAGUAAAUAAGAAGAGUGUCGCACAAACUUAAGGUGUGUGAUGGUUGCGUGUUAAAAUCAUUUAUUUUUUUAAGCUAAAAAUAAAAUAUUUAUGAUUAUAAAUAAUGGGGGUUUGGGGCAUGUUUUUUAAUGUACUUUAUAAUUUUGGUUGGGAAAUAUCUAUGUGGGGAAGCAUUCACAGUUACCUUUUAUGUUUGAUUUGGCUUUUGGGGUGAUAGCUGAUAAUACUCAGAGGUCACUCCUGGUGGUGCUCAGGGGACCAUAUGGGUACCAGAGAUUGAAUUCGUAAGCGGUGUGCAAGGCUAGUUCCUUACCCCAUCUCUCCAGCUCCUUUCCCUUUAUGUUUAUAUAAUUUCACACACACAAAAACCGAGUGUCAGAAAUAAAAACUUUGUGAAUAUUAUCUAUUGACAUAGUUAACAACUACUAUGAUUUUUAAAUAUUUAUUAGUGAUAGUAUUAUUACCAAAGUUAAACAUAAACCUACUGUAUUCAUUUAUUGUUUUGUAGCCCUGGUUAUUCCCCAUGCAGUACUCAGGUUUUAUAUUAAAACCUAGCAGCAUUUGGGGACAGAUAGUAUAGUGGGUAGAGCACUGUCUAGCAUGUGGUUGAUGGGGUUUGAGUCCCAGUACCCAUAUGUGGUCCUGUGAGCCCUGCUAGAAGUGAUCUCUGUGGUAGAGCCAGAAGUAAGCCCUGAGCACAGAAGCUCCAUUUUUUUUUUUUCCAUCCUAGGACUGGAGAGAUAGUAUAGUGCUAUCCUGCUAAGGCAAGGUAGGGAACUUGCCUAGCAUGCAGCUAAGCCAGGGUGAAUCCCCAGGUUCCAUAUGGUCCCCUGAACAUCACCAGGAAUAAUUCCUGAGUAUGAGCUAGGAGUAACCCCUGAGCAUCACUGGGUGUGGCCCAACAACCCUCCCACUGCCUGAAAAAAGCAAAACAAAACAAAAAGACCACAAAUCUAGCAGCUUCUGUUUCAUUCUUUAAUAUUUCUUAUUUUUUGCUCAAUUUUAAAUUAUUUUCCCAUUUGCUUCCAUUGUUCCAGAGGAUAAUCUGCUUAAUUGUUUCAGUUUUAAAAAAUCAGUUUUACAAAAAAUUAAAACAUUCAAUCUUUCAAACUCUUUUGUACACAUACACACAUCCCCAUUUCUUUCCAAUUAUGUCAUAAUUGUUUAAAUUUGUAUUUAAACUACAUAUUAUUCUAUUGAAUAUUAUUCAUUUUCUGUACAAUUUUUUGUUUUCCCUAGAAUUUAUCAUUUGUUUUCAGCUCAGAUGUUUCUAUCAUUGAUUUGAUCCUUAUGUUCUGCUGCAAGACCUAAGUCUUCUCCCAAAUGAAUCAAAUGGUUCGUUUUAACUUGGAGUCCUCUGUUCUCUAAGCCUCGGGCCUUUUUUGGUCUGAGUUACACAGCUGUCAUCUUGUGACUUUUCAUUUUCUCUCCCACUUGGGACUUCAAUAUCUUCUUAUUUUAUUCCUUGCUGUUGGUGUAACCUAUACUGUAAUAACUUCAUGAGAAAGCGUUUUUGAGACAAAUUGUACCUUCACUCCCGCACUGACAGUUUGGGCUUAGGGUUUUUGUUUGGAAAUUAUUUUUCACUCAGAAUUUUAGGUUUACUCUUUAAAAAUUUUAGUCUUGCUUUCUUAGUUUCAUAUUUGCUUGACCAGUCAUAAUAGUGGGAUCUACGAAUUUCCUGAAAUUGCAUGCUGACACUUGGCUUGUUUAUUUAGAUUAGUAAGUCUCAUACUCACAAAAGCUUUAAAGAAAGGUCCUGCCCACACUAAAAACUGCCCCCAUUUUCUAGUUUAAAGAGCUCACAAAUCACUAUUAAAAUGUA